UUAUCUCCAACACAAAGCUUAACCAGGACGCGAACCCUGUCCGGUGUUACGGUUGGUUUUUUACUUCAUGCUUUCUAAAUUGGGAUUUUGACGGUGGUUGGAGGGUGAAUUUAAUGCACUGGCGUAACCCGCCCGGUUGCCUAGUAACGCGCUGGCAGUGGGCGCCGGAGAGAGAUCUCUAUGGUGGGCGCCCCGUUGGAAUCGUUGGCGCUCCUGACCUUGGCGUCGUAUAUGCGCAAAGCACACAGACUGUGCAAAGCAGGAGAUAAAGAGUAAAGAUCCGUGUGUUUGAUAGCGAAACCGGUUGGAAAGCACGUAUCCCACUCGGCGCCGGGCAUGGUAUGGAGGAAACCUCGGGACGGAGCGCGCAGCAGCCUCAGUAAAAAGCAGAUUUGUGUGUACUGCAAUGAAAAACGGAGGUGGGGGCGGUCCAUACCUGGCUGUGGUGUAUUUGGAUUUGAUAACCGUCGCAGCUGAAGGAACAGUGAGUGAUGUCUGCUUGAGAGGGUCGGUGCAGAGGGACUGAGCGGACACUACAUUGUGCAUUUGUGCUGCGCGAAGGCAUCAUGUGGCUCGCUACAUUCAGAGACCAUCUGUUGCCUGCACACCUGCUACAUCAUCAAGGGACUGUAACCGUCACCCACUGUGCCCUUCUGUGGUGGAUUCUAUGUUCCUGCUGGUCAUUCACCAAAUCAACAGGCCAGAAAUUCUAUCCGACCGUGACGACCCAAUUUGGGAAGCUGCGAGGCCUCAGGGUUCCUGUGCCCAGCGAGGUGCUCCGGCCCGUCGAUCAGUACCUGGGGGUCCCCUACGCCGCUCCGCCCGUGGGGGAGAAACGCUUCAUGCCCCCCGACCAGCCCUCCUCUUGGUCAGGUAUCAAGAAUGCUACCCACUUCAUGCCCGUGUGCCCCCAGAACAUCCACAACACCGUACCAGAGAUCAUGAUGCCCAUAUGGUUCACCUAUAACCUGGACACAGUAGCCACGUACAUUCAGGAUCAGAGCGAGGACUGUUUGUAUCUAAACAUCUACGCUCCUACGGACGACGGGAGCCAACACAAGAAAAAAGGGGCGGCUUUCUCACAUGCUGAGACUCAUAUAUCUGAAGAUAUAAGGGACUCUGAAGCUCGACCUGUGAUGGUUUACAUCCAUGGAGGUUCCUAUAUGGAGGGCACCGGAAACAUGAUGGACGGCAGCGUGCUGGCCAGUUACGGGAAUGUUGUUGUCGUCACGCUCAACUACAGGAUCGGAAUAUUAGGCUUCCUCAGUACUGGUGAUCAGGCAGCAAAAGGAAACUAUGGGCUCCUGGACCAGAUUCAAGCUCUCCGUUGGAUUAGUAAGAACAUUGGUUACUUUGGAGGAGACCCGGGUCGCAUCACGGUUUUUGGAUCUGGAAUCGGUGCCUCCUGCGUCAGCCUGCUGACUCUCUCCCACCACUCAGAAGGUUUGUUCCACAGGGCCAUCAUCCAAAGCGGCUCAGCCCUGUCCAGCUGGGCUGUCAACUACCAACCAGUCAAGUACACUCGCAUGCUGGCCGAGAGGGUCGGCUGCAACGUGCUGGACACUGUUGACAUGGUCUCCUGCCUGCAGAAGAAGAGUGCGAGAGAGCUGGUGGAGCAAGACAUCCAGCCUGCCCGGUACCGCGUGGCUUUCGGCCCUGUCAUUGACGGAGAUGUCAUCCCGGAUGACCCGGAAAUCCUGAUGGAGCAGGGCGAGUUCCUCAACUAUGACAUAAUGCUGGGUGUCAAUCAGGGAGAAGGGCUGCGCUUUGUGGAGAACGUGAUGGAUCUGGAAGACGGCGUGUCUGGCAACGACUUUGACUUUGCGGUGUCGGACUUUGUGGACAGUCUGUAUGGCUACCCGGAAGGGAAGGACACGCUGAGGGAGACAAUUAAAUUCAUGUACACAGACUGGGCCGACAAGGACAACCCGGAGACCAGGAGGAAGACCUUGGUGGCCCUCUUCACCGACCAUCAGUGGGUGGAGCCCUCAGUGGUGACGGCUGACCUACACGCCCGCUACGGCUCGCCUACUUACUUCUACGCCUUCUACCACCACUGCCAGAGCCUCAUGAAGCCGGUGUGGUCCGACUCGGCGCACGGAGACGAGGUGCCUUAUGUGUUUGGCAUCCCCAUGGUGGGCCCAACUGACCUGUUCCCCUGUAACUUCUCCAGGAACGACAUCAUGCUCAGCGCCGUGGUUAUGACUUAUUGGACCAACUUCGCCAAGAGCGGGGAUCCCAACAAACCAGUGCCACAGGACACCAAGUUCAUCCACACCAAGGCCAAUCGCUUCGAGGAGGUGGCCUGGUCUAAGUACGACCCCUUCGACCAGUUGUACUUGCACAUUGGCCUGAAGCCUCGGAUCCGUGACCACUACCGCGCCACAAAGGUGGCCUUCUGGAAACACCUUGUGCCCCAUCUCUACAACCUCCAUGACAUGUUCCAUUACUCCUCCACCACCACCAAGGUCACCCCUCUGGAUCCCACCCAGUCCAACGGUAAGAAGUCGGGCGGCACCGGUCGUACUCCUGUGUCAACAGACCACAAUGGCGGCGAAGGGGGGAGGGAGAUGGGCCCUCUGAUCAUGCCGAACCCGAGAGAUUACUCCACGGAGCUCAGCGUCACCAUUGCCGUGGGAGCGUCGCUGCUCUUCCUCAACGUCCUGGCCUUCGCCGCUCUGUACUACCGCAAGGACAAGCGCAGCCGACAGGACACGUCCCAGCAGCCCAGCCCCCAGCGCGACGGCAAAGGCAACAACGUGAGCCACACCACCAGCAUAGACGAGACCCUGUCCCAGCAACGGAGCCAGUGCGAAGCCCUUCACAAUCCUCUGCACGUCUCGCCCAGCAUGGACUACUCGCUGAGCCAGCGCCGCUCCCCUGACGACAUCCCUCUGAUGAGCCCCAACAACAUCACCAUGAUCCCCAACUCACUCAUGGGCCUCUCCAACAUGAGCCCGUACAGCACCUUCCCAGCUGGUUACAGCUCUGCAGGGCUGCCCAGCACCCACUCCACCACUCGGGUAUAGCCUGGGAGGAGUUGAGGGAAGAUAUGGGGGGUGGGCGGGGAGGGGGGCAUGUUGUACAUAAAAAUGGAAAUGUAAAGCUAUAUUUAGGAUGUGUAGGGAAAUCAAAUAGGAUUGGAUAUGUUCGUUCCGUCUUUUCCAAAGGUGUACGACCGCCAACAUUCUGCCUUUGCGCUCAUAAUAGGAAGUCUAACUGCAGAGUCAUUUUAUAAUAACCAUUUUCAAAGGCAAACAAAAAGAAAAAGUGCAUUUCAUUUUCCGCUUUGGCUUUUUUGGAACUUUACCUAGCAAGAACUUAGUAUGAUGUUUAUACAGUUGGAUUUGUAUGGGAAGCUUUUUCUUACUAUGUGAUAUCUAUUUUGAUCUCAUGGAAGGAAGUGACAUUAUAACUCGUGGUGGACAGAGAUGAGAUCUGGAAGGGACUAAAAAGCAGUAUUAGUAUUAGUAUUAUUAUCAAGCUAUUUUAUACAUAUUUCUCAUGGUACAUUGCUUAUUAUGAAAAUGUAUUUUUAAUGUAAUUACUUUAAAAUGCCUUGUAACUAGUUCAAGUUAAUGUGGAAUCAUGGAUGGAAAUCUUACUCAAAUACAGGUCACACAUGUGGAAAGUUUAUCCAAAAAUAUUUCUGGUAGUGGAACACUCCUUUGUGUGUGGGUGUUUGGGUUUGUGCUGAGAAGUGCGCUAUAAAAAUGUAAAUUAGGCAUUGUUUGAAAUUAACCAUUCAGUUUGUAGUGAUGUGUAAUCUAUUGUAGUCUUUUUAAGUGUCCCUGCUAUGUCUUUAUUUUACGUGUCCACAAUUUAACUCAACGCAUUGUAGGACUAUAACUUCUCCUUUACUAUAAAAAGAGAAUUGCUUAAAAUUCCCACACCAACCAACUCAUGGCUCCUUUGGCUUGGCAUCUUUGUACAGAAUAGACCAAGAUUUCAUUUGUUGUUUGUUAACGAAUAUUAUACGGUCUUCAGAAACAUAAUUGUAACUAUGGUAAUUGUAUGUAUAACAACUCAAUUAUUAACAUUUAAAGGGGAAUUUCAGGAAACUUACAGAUUAUUGCACCCACUCAAGUCCAAGUUCUUUGGACUUCGUGCAUACGAAGAUAUAUCCAGGGGUCACUCUUUAUUGAAUGGACGCGAUGGACAUCAAGCUUUGAUAUUUUAUUUCUUUGAAACUAUCAUAUGUUAUUUAAUCUAUAUACGACUACUAUUAAAAGAUUUUUGGAACUAACAA
Gasterosteus aculeatus aculeatus (three-spined stickleback) is the source of this 4249-nucleotide messenger RNA. It is a transcript of the gene nlgn3b, whose product is annotated as neuroligin 3b. Gene Ontology annotation, molecular function: neurexin family protein binding. The record is from RefSeq and is a predicted model, not a curated record. NCBI's taxonomy places the organism in Eukaryota, Metazoa, Chordata, Actinopteri, Perciformes, Gasterosteidae. Gene Ontology annotation, cellular component: membrane.